Molecule: messenger RNA, 1923 nt
Organism: Hydractinia symbiolongicarpus
Lineage: Eukaryota; Metazoa; Cnidaria; Hydrozoa; Anthoathecata; Hydractiniidae
Product: protein mab-21-like 3
Exons: 5
Coding region: 164-1423 (419 amino acids)
Source: RefSeq, a predicted model, not a curated record
AAAACAGUUUGUAUUUUCAUAUUUCCCUGUAACACAUUUCAGAAAACAGGGUAAGUUAACAUGGACAAAUGUGGCUAUAUAAAAGAGAUGAAGAUAGAGAAUUAUACUACUACAUGCUGGGACAAAGACAACGUCUUGAACCUUCCAGCUCUUAAUCUAAAAUAUGAGGAAGUGUACAUUUCAAAAUUGCAAAAAGAUUUUCCCGGAUCUUCUGACUUUAAUUUAUCACGAAGAAGACGAUCAUGGGAAAGUAGUUUCUCAAGAUUGUGAUACUUGUUACAAAAAAUUUCCCAGCAGAUCAUCGUGUUUACGCCACCAACAAACUAAGCAUGACACUAAGAAUCUAUAUGGUUAUUUAAAAGAGCGUGCUGAAACUAUCGCCGUCGAACCAACUUCUCGUAAAGUAGCUCGCUUGGAAGUACAGAAAGUGUUUGACGCGCUUGGGGAAUGCUUUGGUCAAGGCAUCUUCUUGAAGCAGUUCAGAAAGUCAGGUAGCUACUCAACGGACACGAAGGUACUUCAUGCAGAUGAGUUUGAUUUUGAUAUUCCGUUGAAGUUGCCAUUGGAGGAGCUGCAUUUAAAUUAUGAAGGUAGUAGAGCGUAUUAUCACUUUCAUCAAAAACAACAAACCUUAAAUUUAAACGUUCCGAUGACGGUGCACUGGACAAGAAAUUGGUUUGGCGUCCCUCAAGGUUAUGUUGAAAUAAAGAAAAUAAGCGGCGAAACUGUAGUACCAAGAUUGAUUCAAGAAGAGUUGUAUCAAGACCUAUUGUGUGCUAAAGGAAAGUUGACUGAUGCUUCUGUGGAUGUUCGUAGUGAAGCAAAGGGACCAGCGUUAACAUUAACAAUCAAGAAAGAAGGUUUGCCAAAUAUCAGUGUUGAUCUGUGUGCAUCUAUUGCAACAAACCAAAUCACACUUGCUGAUUAUAAUUGGCCCAGACCACAAACAAGAAAUGUCUUGUCAGAGCGGUUAAUCAAGUCUAUCUACGAUGCUGGCUUGCACCUUAUACCAAAGAAUAUAAAGUUUUGGUAUAUUUCUGUUUCAAGAGCAGGUCAAGCUCUUAUGAAAGGGAUUGAUGCCAAUGACAAGGGAUGCAGAAAAAAAUGUCACAAAUUAUUAAAAGGGGACUUUCAAAUAUGGUUAGGGAGGUCUGGAAACAAUUUACCUGGAAUUUCAUCUAUGAUAUUUAAACAUCAGUUAUUUUGGAUGAACGAGGAAAAACAUUUGGAUUGGUCUCAAUCCAAAAUGGCGGAUCGAUAUGUGGACAUGUUGGAUGACUUGGCACAAAGACUCCGAAAGGCCAAACUGUACAAUUAUUUUUUCGAUUACGAAAAUAUUCUGCAAGACAAGGACCAACAAGUGUUAAACCAAGUUGCAAAUCACGCUGAAGCAAGAAGACGAGAACUAAUGGCAAUGGGAUGAAAUGUUUAAUUAUUUAGACUGAAUGAAGUUAUACUUAAAUAAUUUUAAAACAUAAACUGUUACUGAUUGAUACUAAGUGCAACUUUUUUCGAAUGAUGAUGAGGAAAAAGUCUGUUUGUGUUUUUCCCUUUUUAUUAGUUUUUAGUAGGACUUAAGUUAUCAUAUGUCAUCUAUAGCGAUUUAGCAGUAGUAAACAAAGAACUCGUUCAAAUCCUUUUAGAGGUGUUUGAAGUUUUUGUUCAAAGUUUUUUUUAUAUCAUAUUUGUAUGAAGCUAAAUCGUGAAGGCUUUUUAUUACAGUUUUUGCUGCAUCUCGAAGCUAGCAUUUGUUUGGGAAAUUUGCUAUGCGCCGAGAGGUCUUUUAGAGAUAAGAACUUAUGGAAUAUGUCUUAGUAUAGUUACCAGAUGUAAAGUAUAUUUUGUUGUGAGAUUACUUUCUUGUGUAUGGAAUAGUAAACAAAAUAAAUGUUUUGCGAAAGCCAAGAUUGUAAACGAAACGAA